Kuraishia capsulata CBS 1993 is the source of this 516-nucleotide messenger RNA. RefSeq lists its product as uncharacterized. Lineage: Eukaryota; Fungi; Ascomycota; Pichiomycetes; Pichiales; Pichiaceae. The transcript has a single exon. The record is from RefSeq and is a predicted model, not a curated record. The coding region runs from base 1 to 516 and encodes 171 amino acids.
AUGGAGCGAACUGGGGUAACAACGGAAAAUCCCAGGAGAAGUGGAGGCUCUAAUGAUUGGAGAUGCCAGAAAAAGUGUAUGAUCUGGUCCUCAAAUUUUGGGGGUCUGAACUCCCAGGAACUGGUUUCUGUCCUUACCCAAAAAUGCUCUCCUCGUCUGUACUCCAUUAUACCAAACAGCUAUCGAAUUACGGCAAUUUUGUUUGUUAAAGAAACUUUUGAUGCAAUCGAAACUUUCACAUCAGAAGGUAUUCAUUUCAUGCCUAUGAUGCUGUUUCUUGUCGGGAACGGAGAGAAGACUAUGGCAUAUCAUUUUGAUGAGGGGUUGGAAUGGGAGGAAGGCUGGAAAGGCUUUGCCCACCAUUCCUUGGACACCACGUAUAUUUGGGGGAGAGUUAGGCAUCUCUUGAGCGAGAAAGACCAACAGUUUUCUGACAUAAUGCAGAAAGCAUGGCUUGAUUUUGGCAACGGAAAGGAGGUCUGGGAGCCCUUCUCGCUCAGUCAUAGAUUCAUGUAG